This is a messenger RNA of Oncorhynchus gorbuscha (pink salmon), 3122 nucleotides long. RefSeq names its product receptor activity-modifying protein 1-like. Lineage: Eukaryota; Metazoa; Chordata; Actinopteri; Salmoniformes; Salmonidae. The transcript is spliced from 4 exons. Bases 369 to 860 code for a protein of 163 amino acids. The record is from RefSeq and is a predicted model, not a curated record. Gene Ontology annotation, cellular component: cell surface; signaling receptor complex; membrane. Gene Ontology annotation, molecular function: coreceptor activity. Gene Ontology annotation, biological process: angiogenesis; cellular response to hormone stimulus; protein localization to plasma membrane.
AGACUUCUUGGUGUAGGUUGAAGUUGCCCCUAGACGCUGGUCUUGGGUCAGCUUUGCAUUUCCCCUGCUAAUGGUUAAGGUUGGGAUUGAGGAAGGGGAAGCUUAACAUGGAUCUGUACCUCGGGGAAAUGCCACCCCUUAAGUCGGUGUCCAUCGAGCCAUGAAAUCAACAUCAACAGAACAGUAGGAUGUUUCGUCAGCACUUUUCUGUGAACAAUGGCUGGAAAAACAUGGGUGGGCUUAGGUCUCGCUCUUUAACCCACUCCUGUUCACUUCGGAGGAGAACAGCGUAUUGACACUCUUGGCUGCUACUCACUGGUCCUUGAGUUUCAUUUGGCUCCAGGGCUCUCCAGUGUCCUCUCUCCACCAUGAUCUUCCUACUGCUUUUCCCUGUCCUCGUCUUAGGUGAAAUUCAAUUACAAAGCAAUGUCUCAUCCAAUGUAACAUUUGAAGAUAACGAAAGUUUUCAGGAUCAGGAGUAUUCUGCUGUUUUUCGCCACUGCAAUGAGAGCCUCCUAGAAUACUUCAGCUACAUUAUAUGCUGGAAUCAGUUUCACUCUGAAAUGACAGACAUCAACAAGGAACUCUGGUGUGAAUGGGACCAAGUCAUCAGACCAUACAAUGAGCUGACCAGAUGUAUCGAGAGCUUGACCACCAACUUAGGAUGUUACUUCCCGAACCAAGUGGUGCAAGACUUCUUCAUCCAGAUCCAUUCCAACUUCUUCCAGGCAUGUCCGGAGGAGGAGCAGUUAUUUCCUGACGCCCCUUCCGGUGUUGUGCUUACCCUUACCCUCAUUCCAGUCAGUCUCAUCCCCGUCUUGGUUUUCCUAGUGGUCUGGAAGAGCAAGAUCUGCGACUAAGUUGGAAAUGUUGAAUAUGUGCUGUUUGAAUGUGUCUUAGGUCCCUUCCUGAAACAACCCCUAUCAAAAAUGUCCUCUAAGUAUUUUCUUAUAAUGUGUUUAUUUUUCAAAUAUGAUUAUUGUAUGUAUAUUAAGAUUGUUUCUAUUUGUAUAUUUGUAAUGUUGCAAAAUACAUUGACUUAUUUCUUUCACAAAAAAAUUAUUAUAAUUGUAUCUAUUCUGAAACAACCCCAUGUCAAUAUAUUUAUAUUGUAAUACAGUAUAAGGACAAUAAGUACCUACAGUUAAUUUACUGUAGAUGGUCUGUAGUCAUAUUUAUAUUUACGUUUAACAUAUUCUAUUAACAUAUUUACUUUAUACUAUACGUCAUUUAAGCCACUGGGGUUGCUCUUCAAAAGCCCCCCCAACCCCCCACACACAUUUAGCUGUCAUGUACACUGAAAUAAAACUAAACCACAAAACAAAUGGACAGAAAUAAUAUCCACAACAGUCUCUUAUAAAAGUAUAAAAGUGAAAAGGGCGCCGGAUAUCAACCGCAACUACAGGGACAUCGUGUUUUCUGGCCCCUUUUUUGACCCUCCCCUAAUCCCAGUGUCACUAUAGCUCGUGCUAUACCUAUACAUUGUCUUCCCUUGGUCUCCUGCUUGGGAGGUUCUAGGGAAUGAUUCAGAUAAGGUAUAUAGCAGCCAUUAACACUGAAUCAAUCUUUCAGAACACUGUUUACCUUAUGCAUGAGAGUGAAUGCGUGGCAGAUACAUUGUAGUAUCACCAGACCUGGGUCAUACAUAUGAGUCAAAUACUUUCAAAUACUUGAGAUGCACUUGAUUGAGUUUACAAUGGGACCAAUGGAAUAGUCCCAAAAGAGCAAACCCCAAGAUGAAUCAACUGAAAGUAUUUGACCCAGGUCCGGUAAUUAGGUCAGAGUUCAGCUUCAGCCAGCCCAAUUUCCUACUGAACCCCCCUGGGUGACUGUCAUAUAGUCAGUGAAUAAUAUAACAUACUGUGCUCAGCCAACCAAACCUGCUAUUGGUCUGUUGGAGUGUUCACUGUGUGCUGCUAAAUGUCUCUGUUGGAGCACUGCCUAACACUGGGAAUCAAUGAAGUGCAUCCAGCUCAUUCAUGUCAUACAGCCAGUUGUUGAAACCCAAGAUCUUUAGGCAGUAGUCCAGUCCUGGAUCGGGACUUCUAGUGCUGUGGUACCUGCACAAACUAGCCUUUUAUUACACUAUAAUUUAGUGCAAUAGCAAAUGUACGUUUACUUUCAAUGCUAAGACUACCAUUGUAUGAUGUUUCCUGUGCUGGUGUGGUUGUGAAGAGGCGCGUAAUAUCAAGUAACUUGAGUUACAGAGAGGGGUAACUUAUUAUUUGAAUAAUCAAGAAGCGAGUUCUCACCGUUUUCCUGAAUGAAUACAGUGGCUCACCAUGGGCCAAUCCAGUUGCAUUGUCGAGAGAGAGAAAGAUUAAGUGGUUGUUUAAAUAACGAUAGCCUUGUUAACUUUCACAUCCGUAUUAGUUCAGUGGGGAAAUACGGACUGCUUGGAACAGGGCAAAUUCCUUUUGGUGAUUAAACCUUAGAGAAAGAGCAUUCUCUCUCUUAUCUAAACUCACAGUUUCACCCACUGUUGUGGUUAGAUGCACUGCUGACAAUCGGCCGUUUGACAUUUCACAGCUGUAUGGUGAGGCUAUGUCGAGAUGGCAUAAGGCGCCACCUACUGUCUCAAAGCUGUAAAGACGACUCCAGUCAACUGUGUAUGCAGUAUACACAUACAGGUAACUGCCAAAAUAAAGGAAACACCAACAUAAAGUGUCUUGGGGCAUUGGGCCAUCCACCACGAGACAGAACAGCUUCAAUGCACAAUGGCCUAUAGUCUACAAGUGUCUGGAACUCUAUUGGAGGGCUGUGACACUUCAACCAUGAGAAAUUCCAUAAAUCGGUGUUUUGUUGACGAUGAUGGAAAAUGCUUUACCAGGCUCCGCUCCAGAAUCUCCCACAAGUCUUCAAUUGGGUUGGGAUCUGGUGACUGAGACGAACAUGGCAUAUUAUUAUUCAUUAUUAUUACUUUUUCUAUUUUUUAUAUUACAAUUUUUUCAUUUUCAUGCUCAUCAAACCAUUCAGUGUUCACUCGUGCCUUGUGGUUGGGGGCAUUGUCAUCCUAUUGGGGCACAGCCAUGGUAGCCAAAAUGGCCAAAAUAAUGAUGGGAUGUUAAUUGCGUAAUUAACUCAGGAACCACACCUGUGUGAUGUCAUAAGGUGAAUGCACC